This is a messenger RNA of Brenthis ino (lesser marbled fritillary), 1818 nucleotides long. Lineage: Eukaryota; Metazoa; Arthropoda; Insecta; Lepidoptera; Nymphalidae. The record is from the annotation of a GenBank genome assembly.
AUGUCCAAUAACGGUGCUCCGGACUCUUGGGAAAGUGAAGCUGAUGUUAUUGGUGAACAAGGUGCAAAAGAUUCUAAUGAUGUGUCUACAAAAUUUUCCACGUUGAAUGUAAAUGCCGUGGAAUUCGUGCCUUCUUUUUGUAAGUCUUCCCAAGAUGAUGAUAAUACCGAUUCACCUACUUCACCACAGAAAUCUGAAAGUGGUUCUACAAAUUCUGCUGAAAGUCCUGUCCUGAACGGUUGCGGGGAUGGUGGCGAAAGCGGAGAUGGUAGAGCGGCUUCUGCAUCUCCCCGUGUAGAAGAGCCACCGCCUGUACCUCCGGCCGCGGCUACUGCUCCAUUACCAGUGCCUCCAGAUGUAAGCCCUACUGCUGACAGCUGGGAAGCAGAAGCAGAUGAUGCUCUACUCACUCCUGAAGAUAACAACGAACCAGAGGAAGAGGAAUUAGAACAACAGGUGCCAUCAACUGACGAUGGCGAAGCUGCAAAAAAAAUUCCUAAAAAGAAACCACCUAGAGUAGAAGACACUCGUAGCAAGAAGGAGCAUGUCAAUGUUGUGUUUAUUGGGCAUGUAGAUGCUGGAAAAUCUACGAUUGGAGGUCAAAUAAUGUCAUUAACAGGAAUGGUGGAUAAACGAACAUUAGAGAAAUAUGAACGAGAAGCAAGAGAGAAAUCCAGAGAAUCCUGGUAUCUAUCCUGGGCUCUUGAUACUAACCAAGAGGAAAGAGACAAGGGUAAGACAGUAGAAGUUGGCAGAGCAUACUUUGAGACUGAUAAAAAGCAUUUCACAAUACUCGACGCACCAGGACAUAAAAGUUUUGUGCCUAACAUGAUUGGUGGGGCCGCACAAGCUGAUCUUGCUGUACUUGUGAUAUCUGCAAGGAAAGGAGAAUUUGAAACUGGAUUUGACAGAGGGGGGCAAACCCGGGAACACGCUAUGUUAGCUAAAACUGCCGGUGUUAAACAUUUAGUAGCCCUUGUUAAUAAAAUGGAUGACCCCACAGUAAACUGGGAUGAAAAAAGAUACAAUGAAUGUCGCGACAAAAUCAUGCCAUAUCUCAAAAAGCUGGGCUUCAACACGGCUAAAGACUUGUCUUUCUUACCUGUUUCUGGACAAACUGGUCAAGGCUUACUGGAGAGAGUAACUGAGGAAAUAUGCCCCUGGUACCGUGGACCAUCAUUUAUCCAAUUGAUCGACGAGCUGCCGUCUCUCAACCGCAAGAUGGACGGGCCUUUCAUCAUGCCUGUUGUUGAUAAGUACAAGGACAUGGGUACUGUGCUCAUGGGGAAAGUCGAAGCUGGAACCACCCGCAAGGGUGCUACUCUUUUCCUUAUGCCUAAUAGGGUUCAAGUUAAUGUGGAUCAGUUAUGGUCUGAUGACAUAGAGGUCACUUCAAUCGGCCCUGGUGAGAAUGUCAAAGUGAAGCUUAAAGGAAUUGAAGAGGAAGAUGUGUCUCCUGGAUUUGUUCUGUGCGACACAGCCGAACCUAUCACCACUGGAAGAGUAUUUGAUGCUCAAGUGGUUAUUUUGGAGCACAAAUCUAUAAUUUGUGCGGGAUAUUCUGCCGUGAUGCAUAUACACUGUGCUGCUGAAGAAGUUACUGUCAAGGCGCUCAUCUGUCUGGUAGACAAGAAAACUGGAGAGAAAUCUAAAACGCGACCGCGGUUUGUGAAACAGGACCAGGUGGCCAUAAUGAGGAUAGAGUGUGCAGGAGUCAUCUGUUUAGAGCCAUUUAAGAAGUUUGCCCAGAUGGGCAGAUUCACAUUAAGAGAUGAAAAUAAAACUAUUGCAAUCGGCAAAGUCCUGAAAGUGAUUGAG